AUGCCUUACCAAGCAGCGGGACCGGCCAGGCAGCCUCAGGUCAGAAAGGUUGUGGAUGCAAACGGAAAAAAAUGGUUGGUCAGGGAAAAGGCCAGCUCAACCCCAAGACGACCGGCUCCAGGGCAUGGUCCGCAACAGCCACCCCCCGCUUAUCAACAGGACAGAACUGCCAGGUAUGAGGAACGCGCUUCGCGACGCGAAUCGGGGAGUCGUCAAGGUGAGAGAGCCGGGUCGGCUUAUGGAGAACGACCUUCAAGACGAGGCUCCCAAGCACCUCAACAAGAGGGGCACCAGGUAUCGCAACGCCGAUCACACCACCAGGAGGGCUCUCGAAGAGUGGAAGGCUCUGGGAAUUCUCGCCGCCCGUACUCAGAGGGAGGAUACCACUCUCAGCGAGGCUACCAGGAAGAUCCAGCCGUUGCUGCUGAGCGCGCCAAACGACAGGCCAAGAAGCAAAAGUACAUAAAAUGGCUGAUGUUCUUCGUCUCGUGA
This is a messenger RNA of Cladophialophora immunda, 492 nucleotides long. RefSeq lists its product as uncharacterized. The record is from RefSeq and is a predicted model, not a curated record. The coding region runs from base 1 to 492 and encodes 163 amino acids. Lineage: Eukaryota; Fungi; Ascomycota; Eurotiomycetes; Chaetothyriales; Herpotrichiellaceae. The transcript has a single exon.